Molecule: messenger RNA, 675 nt
Organism: Daucus carota subsp. sativus
Lineage: Eukaryota; Viridiplantae; Streptophyta; Magnoliopsida; Apiales; Apiaceae
Exons: 3
Coding region: 133-537 (134 amino acids)
Source: RefSeq, a predicted model, not a curated record
CAUUAUCACUCUGGAAAGAAUUCAUACCACCGUACUAGUCUGUGUUCAACUGUCAGUUCUUUCAAGAUUAUUUGGCAGAAGCUUAUACAAAUAUAUAACCAAAAAUCCAGAAGAAACGCAAAAUAAGAAGCAAUGGCUGAAGAAAAUGCAUCGGCAUCACAGCCAGAUACACAGCUCUUUACCCUUUUAUCAGGUCUUCUCCAACAGGUGGAAGCAUUGACCAACCAAGAAGAAGUUGAAUUGCGUUCAAAAAUCGAAGCCCUUGGAUUGGAGGUUACAAAGGUUCCUUCAAAGUCUAAAAAGAAUCUUGAUGAGCUAGAAAUAGCGAAGGAGUUGGAUGAACUGUCAGCAAAGCUGGAUAAUGUGGAUGAAAUGAUAUCCUCAGCAAUAGCUGCUGAUCCACAGGUCAAGUCUCUUCUCAGUAGUACCGCUGAUGUAUGGAUGCCAGUUAUCACGGCUACUUCAGAUGAAAGGCGCAACUUUGCAGCAUCAAUUGAAGAUGUUAGUCUUGAAUCAAAGGACAAGAAUUCAGUUUAGUUCUUACAGUACACCUUAUACUAUAAUAUAUGUUGAAUGGUUUUGAUUCUUUUCUAAAUUUCUAUUAUUGAACAGAAGCAUAUUAUAUAAACAGUUUACAUAAAUAUUAAAUUAUUCAAUACAUGAAUUUUCUUAUAA